Molecule: messenger RNA, 12104 nt
Organism: Octopus sinensis (East Asian common octopus)
Lineage: Eukaryota; Metazoa; Mollusca; Cephalopoda; Octopoda; Octopodidae
Product: serine-rich adhesin for platelets
Exons: 19
Coding region: 1611-7643 (2010 amino acids)
Biological process (GO): regulation of transcription by RNA polymerase II
Cellular component (GO): mediator complex
Molecular function (GO): transcription coregulator activity
Source: RefSeq, a predicted model, not a curated record
UCCAUACAUAGUGAAUAUGAAUUACGCUGCCAUUUCCGCGUGGUCUUCUGCUUGCUUGUAAACCAAUCCAUUUCCAUUUGCAGAGCCAGAAAUUCUGACUCUGGAACGUAAACAUAUUUCUUGAAUAUUUUUCCUGUUACAACUAUCAUUAAUCAGCUUAAAGAAAAGUAUAAUUUAUGACUACUAUGAAUGUGACCUAUUAGAACUAUGAUAACGGAAGAAUACAAACUAAAAGAUUCGUGUGGACACUUGGUUCAUGAAUGUAAUUAUAUGUAUGGCUCCUGUUCCAAGCAAAUAAUCAACAAAGAUGAUGUGGCUAGUUAAUAAUAUUACAAUUAUUAUUAGUGAUGGAAUACUUGUGAGAAAAUCGAAGACAUUGUAAAGUAUUAAUUUACUCAGUUAUGGAUUAUUUGAAUUCUCAUUAUCAAACUACCGGAUUAUUUAUUUUCAAAUUAUUUUCAGUUUCUUUCUGAAUUUUUGUUAGAUUAUGUGUUGCAAUGAGCUUCAUGUCAGAAUUUUACAUUAUUACUGUAAAAUGUUUUUCGUCAACUUUUCUCCAUUUGGAAAGCGUGAAUCGAUCUCUUUUCGUCAGUGGUCCUAUUUUGACAUAAGCAGAAAUUCUAUGAAAUCUUUGUUGUAUUUACAAAUCUAUUUAUGUUGUGAGUGAUUAUUUUUGUCAUGUUUGCUGAAUAUCAGUAAAAAGACAUUUUCUAUACAGUUGCAUUUUUAUUCUUUAAACAUAAAACAAUAAAACCAGAAUGGAAUUACAAAAUAUACAUUUCAUAGUCAUCUGAUUAGAACCACUGACAUCAAAAGCGCAUUUUCCUGUGAAACAGACUGAGACAAACAGGUAUUUUUACAGCAAUUUGAUUUACUGUGAAAAAAUUGAAGUUUGUGUCAUCUGUAGGCAGAAGAUUUAUGAUAAACAAAACUGUUAUUGUAAUCAUCUUAUAUACAUAUAUAUAUAUGAUACCGCAUAUUCUAUAAGUGAAUGUAUCGAAAGAAUUGGUAGACGUGAUAGGAGCAAAAGGCGGAGUACACAGCGUGACAAAGUUGGAGAAAUGGCACGAUGAUGAGUGAAAGGGGGAGGAGAUUUAGUAAUGUCACCAUCCACCGACAGAGGACGCUAAUGUACGCGUAAAGUAUUAAAGAUGGCUGCCAAGAUGGGGAUAUCCCAACUCAAUUGGGAACAGAAAUCGCAUAACGAAGGAGUUUUCUUAUAUUGGAUACUUAAAAAGAAUUGGGAGAUGCUACUUACACUGACCACCUGGUGUUGUCUUAGUGAUAUGAUGGAGCACUCAAAGAUCAUUUGGAUUGACCUUAUGCUUAACAUAGAUCCUGUCAGUAUCACAGUUCGUAUGGAUGUUACCAGUUGGUGGUAUAUGUGAGUUUGGUGCUAAGAGGAGUUGAUAUUGCAGUCUUCAUUAUGACAGUACAUUCCUAAGUCAGAUUUUGGAGAUACUUAAUUCUGCACGAUGUCUUUUGGUCUAUUUGCUUGAUAAGGCUAUGGAAGUAGCCUCUCAAGGUUCUCUACCAAUUAUGGAAACUUCCUCCUAUGUAAGUCAUGAUACUUUAUGGUCUGACUUGGAUUUGUAUUUAGACGAUACAUUAUGACUGGUAUCCAAAAUCAUAAAUUAGCUAUCCUCAUGGAUAAGCUUCGUAACCGGGGGCCAUUACAGCGGUCUUGGAAUGAAAGUAUUAAAGCUAUCCGUGUAGCUAUGGCUGACAAACGUCACCAAUCAGAUGCAGUGGAUCGUCCCCAGUUACAGAGGUGGUUGGACACCUUACAGAAAGCAAUGAAAGUGCUUUCUCAGUUAAAUCUUGUGGAACAAUUGGAAGCGGUUGCCCGGCAAGUUGGAUUAAGUUUUACUCCACCCAGUGGACCCGAAUCACAGUUGUUUGUUGGUUCUGAUAUGUUUUAUAUCCAAGUAGCAAUGGACAAAACUGGCAUGGCUAAGGAUGUUAAGAUAGCUCACCAAGGAGAACCAAAAAGCUGUCAAGACCUUCAGGAAGUUCUCAGCCGAGGUGAUUUCAGUGAAUUUACUUCUCAUUUGGAAGGUUUAUGUCAAAUCUACAAUAUAUCUGGUGACAAGAAACAGAAAACCAAAACCUUUCUUGCGCUUCAGUCUUUGGAAUGUGAUUUAAGCAUGCUUGCACAACUACAGAGUAUCAUUGUGGGUGAUUCUAACAUUAUUUUUCGAUCUCCACUUGGUAUCCUGUUGCCACGUAAAGGUGGUCGCCCGAUGAAGCUUAUUUAUUUUGUUUCUCCAUAUGAUCUUCUUGAUCGUAAAACUAAAAUAAAACAUCCUCUCACAAUAGAUGCCAUCACAGAACAUCAGUUGGGACAAAGUGUCACAGUAUCAAUUGAACACAGUUCCCUGAAUCGCUUGCAAACAAUGCCUUUGAUGACAGUUGUGAAAAACCAAGAUGGUAAAAGCCUGCCAUCUUUCUCAGGAUUAAGCAACAUGAACAGUUGUAUGCUUCCAGCUUGCUUUGUACUGACUCUACGAACACCUCUCACUGUUCUGGCUUCAUUGUUGCAAAAGAUUGAAUCAAUAACAAAUAUGGAGGUUCCACGAAUAUCAGAAGGAAAGAAGCUGUUAUCAUUGUUGAUUGAGACCAUUUCAUGUCAACAAUUAUUUAACAAAAAGGAGCUUUAUGUUACUUUGCCUGAUCAGCAGCAUGUUUAUUUCUUGGGUGGUCAUCAAAGUGGUAUAGAAGAGGAGGGAGUUCUUAUAUCAAAGAUUCCUUUUACUCAUCCAACCAAUUUACCUAAAAUUUUGUCUUAUCUUCGUCAGCAAAUGCUAUUUAACACUGCUAUUACCAGUUGUAUCCGGCCUUCUGCCAAAAGAGAUCUUAAAAGUGCACUGGUAUUCGAGUUAUCUGCUUUGUCUUUGCAUCAAGUUAAUGUUUCAUUUGAACAUCCACUACAAGAUUCUAUGGUUACAGCCGAGUUUGAUAUGAGUGACAUCACCAAUCUGAAGUGCCGUGUCUGUACUGCUCUUGAUGGACAGUCAUUUUGUUCUGAUGAAUAUGCAUCUAAAGUAUUUCACCAAUGCAUGUCUAUCCCUGUGUCAUUGCGUGCAAUUCUUAACAAAGUUCUAGGACAGCUGAAAAAGACAAUUCCUGGGGUGAAUGACUCACAUAUGUUACAUAAUAUGAACUUCUAUUCCAAACACAUGAGUAGCUUUAUGUCAGUACAUCAUUCACGAGUUCAAUCUGUUUCAAAUGACUAUCGAUUUUCUCGAAAUCAUUUGAACUAUCCACAUCGUUAUGUAGCAGAAAAAUACAAAAAUAACUUGCCAUACCUUGAUCCUGCAAAGGCACCGCAAGAGCUGCUGGAUGACAUACGGGCAGAUAAAGUGGCUCAGAACCCCCUGCUAGCAACUCUCCUUGAUCAAGAUACAGCAGCUGCAUCUGAUGUUCAUAAUAGUCCAAUGUUGUCAAAAUUGCUUGAUGAUCAUACAACAGCCACUGCUUGCAUGACAAAUCCAACAAAAGUCCGAAAAGGUAAAAAGCGGAGAGCUGCAUCAGAAAUAAUUGGACGUAGUCCUAAACAAAAGCAUAUAGAAGAUAACGACAUGGUUGAAGAUGAUCAUCGGUCACUGAUCGAAAUUGAUUCAAGCAGCCCUAGUUUGUCCAGUGCACUAAGUAACAUCAGUAGCCCUCCUGAACAUACUUCAGGUUCUAUGGUUACUAUAGACUUAACUGGAAAUGGAUCCUUAAAUAGGGAUAAUGGAGCUAAAAGAUUUUCCAAUAACAACUCAAGUAGCUGCUUAAAUAACCUUUCAGAUAAAUGUUUCACAAAAUCACAAAAUAUGAAAGGAGAGAUGGUGUCAAUCAUGUUAGAAGAUAUUAAACCUGAUGUGAUAAUUAAGAAAGAAUCAGAAAAAAGUAACUGUUGUCAUAAUCUGAACAGUAUGACAAAAAAUGGUGUGUCUUCUCUGGAAGAUCUCUUUAGUGAUUCAGGCCAACCAAUCAACCCUGAUGAAUUUACAAAUAAAGCACAAAUGUCUUCAAAUGAUUUUUUAGAAAAUGGCACCCUGUCACGAACUAACUGUGAAUUGCAAACUUCUACAUAUAGUGGAGAAACAUUGGAUUUUGGGAAUGAUCUCUUAAACCCUGUUAGUGUAUAUCCUGUUAAUGAUGAUGAAGACAUUUGCCUUGAAAAAUGUGAUAAAAUAGCUUUUGGAACUGAAAUUAAUAAUUUUGUUCUGGGAAAAUCCAGUUUAUUGAGUAACUCUUCUAGCAGUAAUCUAGAAAAAAGUGGUCCUGGAAAUUCUCGGCCAAUUCCUAUUCUAGAGAAACUUGGUGAGGAUGUAAAAGGAGAAAGGGACCUUAUAAAACACAAGAAUUCCAUAGAAAGUGAAGCAAAAGUUUUGACUUCAAAAGAGGAAAGCAAAUUAGAUUGUUCUAACAAUGUAAUGAAAAUACGCUUAUGCACUCAUGAGCCGAAGAAAUCAGAAAACUGGAAUUUGGUGCAAGACCUCGAAGUAUCAAAUCCAGCAAAGGGAAAAGAGAGUUUUGAACUUAGGUGCAAUGUUGAAUCCAAAGAUUUUCCAAAUGAUAGUUUUAAUCGAACUCUUAAGAAUAACUCACCUCUCCAUAAACAUAGUGUUAAUGUGCGGAACAAAGAAUAUCACAAUAGUGAUGCUAAAAGUGAUAAAUCAAAAAAGAAAGAGUCAAAGCACAAUAGUGCAAAUAAUGAUAUUUCUGGAAAAAGGCGGAAAGAAGAGAGUAAAAAGGAAAGGAAGAAGCGCAAACAAGAAAAGAACGACGAUUACUCGGAGAUAGUACAGGGGGCUGUCUAUCGAUCUACACAAGUUGAAUCGUCUUCUGACUCGAAGCCUAUGCCGAAGUUAAAAAUCACUAAAAGCUUCUUAAAAUUAUCUGUAGACAAGAAAGCAUCAAAUUUGACUGAUUCUUCAAAACGUUCAUUAGUUUCAAUCAAUGAAAAAGUUUCUUCAAAGUAUGAUUCUUCUACUUCUGAAAAGUGCUCAAGAUAUGAGCAAAUGGAUAAAUUGACUGGCUCGUAUUCUACUAGUCAUUGUAGUAAUUCAAGCAACAACAAAGAGUCGGAGAAGUGUCCCAAGCCUCACCGUGCCCCUCGCUCCUUAGCUUCAUCAUCACACAGCUCACAGAAUAUAACCGUCAACAAAGCAGAUUCUAAGCUUAUGACAAAAACACCUACAGUUAAAUUAAAACCUUUAGUAAUGCCAGUUACAUCAGGUUCAUCUGUAAAUGUGAGCUCAGUUCGGACACCUUCAGUGUAUUCUAAUGCUACUCCCUCAGGUAACAAAACAACUACAACCACUGUAGCUACCAGUACAAUAUUAUCAACAUCAGCUGUUUCUUCACUCUCUUCUACAUCUCCAAUUACACCUAGUGCCACACUGACUAGCCGUUCAUUAACAUCGAAAAUGACGGCCUCUUCAAUUGUCACCCAAAGUAGUGUAAACAAUACUUUGGCAAACAGCCCACACACAGAAAAUAGUAAUAGCAGUAAUGUGUCUAUAUGUGCAACUACAGCUAGUAGUAUUGGAAGUAUUUCAAGCAGUUGUAGUAAUUUCACAAACAAUAGUAAUAAUAACCUAAAUGUCUCCAGUUGCUGUAGUGUAAGCAGCAAUAAUAGUGGGAAUAGUACUUCCAAAGAAAUAAGCAAUGCCAAAAACAUUUCUAUUACUACUACCAGUACGACUACUACUCCUAUUACUACUAGUACUACUACUACUACUACUAUUACUACUACUACUUCUUCUACUACCACUACUACUUCGAUUACAACUUCUAUUACUACGACAAAUGCUGCUGCCCUUGGUACUAGCAGUACCAGCACCAGUAGUAGUGAUAAUAAUUGUAGCAGCAGCAGCAGCAGCACCAGCUGCAGUAACCCCACUAUUAAUAAUGUGAACACAAGUACUUGCCUCAACAAGACUAAAGCUGCUAUCAGGUCUCGUAAAGGUUCAUUAUCAGCUGUGAUUGAUAAACUCACCAAGACAAGCACAACUAAUGUUCAUGUUAGUAGUGCUAACGAUGGAGAUAUUUCUGCCAGAUCAAACCCUAAAGAAGUUACGCCAACAGACGGGGAUGAUGAUGAUGAUGACGACGACGAUGACGAUGAUGAUGAUGAAUCAUUUUCUGAAAAAUUUGCAUCUAAGGCCAUCACUACAAUGACUUUAGUCGGUACAUCAUCAAAAGAACCACUCAAUAGUAAGAUAAUUAACAAGGAAGUUCCAAUGUUAUCGGAGAGCCGACAUGAAUCAAUUGAAAAGAAAGAAUUACGUUGCACUUCGAAACGAGACUGCCAUUUAUCAGUGAAAAGUGAUCAUUUAAGCAAAAGCACGGGCAGCAGUUGUAAUAGCAGUAGUAGUUCUGGUGGUGGGGAUGGUGGUGGUUACAGUAACAGCAGUAGUAGAACUAGUAGUAUUAAUAGUAAUAAUAGUUGUAGUAAUAGCAGUAGUAGUAGUAGUAAUAGUAGUAGUAGUAGUAGUAGUAACAGCAACAAUAAUAAUAAUAAGCAGCAGCUGUCAAACAAAUCACAUAAAGAUUCUCGGUCAGCAACGUCUUCCACAUCUAAAACACUUUCAAGAGAAAAUGGAUGUUACUCUGAGGACAUACUUGAGUUAUCUAGUCCUAGCCAAAGUCAAUCUCCAUUUUUGAAUGAAACAAUGAAGCUUGUUCAAAAGAAAGGUGUGGAAGACCAAUGCCUUGAAUCACCUCAAAAAUCAAAUGAAAACAGUAAGGAAACCCCAAAUGUUCAUUCUAAAUUAUCAAGUGACUGGGAUUGCUCCCAAGAGUCAUCAAGAUCUUCAGAGAAUCUUGAAGUUGAAAACAAAGGUAGGUAUAUUUCAGAAAACAGCUCAAAACCUUGGAAUAGGUUAGAUUCAGUUGUAGAGGAGCCAGGGUGGUGUUCAAAUAAACAUUUAAAUACUGCUAAUGCAAAUAUAAAACAGUCUUCUUCUGACAAAACAUGUUUUGAUAAUUCCAAUAGCAGUGGAGAACGUGACAUUUUAGACAGAGUAUUGAAUAACUGCCGAGAUUUAGACAGCAGUAAUGCUCCCUUACGGACUGACUCAGGGACCAAAGUCCAUACUUCCAUCCGGAGAAUUAAGGGACAUUUACAAGAUGCUAAGUUUAAUGGUGAAAAUGAAUUUUCUAAAAUAUACGAAUCACACGUCCAUUCAGCGUUACGAAAAGAUGAGGAAAUUUCCUCGGGAGACUUUGAAAAACAAAAGGAUUUUACAGGCAGUCAAGAUGAAACAUUAGUGCAAAAAAAAACCCUUUCUUCACUAAACCCAGUUAGCCCUGGCAGUGAUGCCAGCAGUCCUGAAAAUGGACUUAUUAUUGACUAUGCAUCAUCGCCUAAGAAUUCCCAACUGCAGCAUCAAGUGGUUGUAGCUCAACAUCAAAAACACCCCCAAAUACCAGCGAUGUCAUCAUCAAAGGUUGAUAUUUUCAAAUCUCACGAUAGUAAACAUAAAUUUUCUAGUAGGUCUCCUACACCAUCACCAAGACAGAAAAAUCCCCUUCCUCUUUCACCUUCAGGUGUGCGUGAAAUAAGUUUACAUUCAAACUCCACUUCAGUUUCCUCCAGUCCUAUUGAUAAUGAUCUUAUGGAUGAAGCAUUAAUGAUAACCUACUAGUAAUUCUAUAAAAUUUUUCUUUAUUAACAUAAAUAUAUGCUGGUGUGAUGUUUAAUAAAUAUUACACCUCCAUAUCUUCAUGUAUUUAUAACACAUAUACAGACACAUUAAUAUAUAUCAACUGUUUUUGUCUAAACACGUAUUCAAAUUUUAGUGUGUGUAUCACUGGAUGUUAAUGCAUUUAACUAUGUCUAUUUUCAUAUGUUACUUAAAUAGUUCUACAUAUGUUUAUUGAUAUGUAUGCAUUGAUCCUGACUUAUUUGUCUGUGUGGUUGUGUCUGUCUGUGACUUAUUUGGAGAUUUUGUGGGAAGGGAGAAAACUGCUGCCACUUACAUUCUACUUGUAAAUUAUAACUUCUCUUAUCACUCCCCAAAUUUCUGUGGAGUUAAACUGGGUUAAUUUCUGAGAAACUUCAAUCCAGCAUAUAUAGUUGAUGUUUGAAUAUCAAUAAAUAUGAUUAAAUUGUUGUUAACAGUAUUGACAAGAAUUUCUUAACUAAUUGAUUGGUGUUUAAAGUGAUUGUCAGAAUACUAACAGCAGUUGAUUAGUUGUAUAUUUGAUUGAAUGUCAGUGUCAGCAGCACUCUCCAAGUUAGGCAGUUUGUGUUUAAAUGAUUAUAACAGUGUUAAGGAUGGUUUUUCCAUUUUCCUGUUAAUAACACCCCUCCUCUUCACUCUUAUAUUUAAUUAGCUUUGUCAAAAAACUUACUUUAUAUUUCUCUCUUCUAUUGUUACUGUUAUUUUUAAGCGCCCUCAAAAUGGUUGUUGAAAAACAUGUAAACACUCAUGAGCUGUUAGUCUGUCUUAUUUCUUCAGUUUUAGAAAUGUUACAUAGAUACUUUGCAUUUUGUUUCUUUGAAAACAAUCUUCAUUUAAAUUAUUCCUUUUCAUUCCAUUAUUAAUGGGGUUUUUUAAGUAAGUAGUUGCCUUUUUUGCUAACCCUAAACAAUCUGGGUUAACUGUACAAAUAUUAUACUUAGGAAUUUAAUUUCACUUAAUACCUUCAAAUUCUGAUUGUUUCCCAGCCAGCAAGGAGCUUUCGUGUGAUUGCUCAACUUGUUAGAAAUAUCAGACAAAUUGCAUCCUACUUAAUUAUGGAAAGAUAAUGUAACGUUUACAUACCUCUAAAAUGACUUGGAUGGUCAUUUUUUUUUUUCUAUAUCUGGCUUUUCAUUAAUAUUGCCAGUGUUGGUCACUUUAAUUGUAACUUGAAAACAUAGUAAAUAAUACUUCUGGUAAAACAGCCUGCAUACAAGAAAUAGUAGUGUCAGUAAUAUGUUUUUGAACUGCUAAAUCAAAGCUGAUUUAGCUUUAAAAAAAACUCCUGAUACUCUACAGAUAGCAUUGUGUAUGAUUUCUAUAUCAUCUCAUGGCUAGUUAGUUCAGAUGGGUCCCUAUUUUAAAAGUGUGAAGUUCUUUAGUUCAUUUAGUGAUCAGAUUGAAAGUCAGGCUGUAACACUGUAUACAUCUUUACUGAUUCACCCCAUUGUGAUAUUAACAUUGUUUUUAAAUAAAUUGCUAGCUCAAGAAAUAUGAAAAGGAUUUUACUCAUUAAAACAUUAUAAAUCAAAUAUUUUUUAGUUGUAAAAUGUCUUACCAGAGCUGUUCCUUUUUAGCUAUUAAAAUUAGGGAUUUUAUAAUUUGAACUAAAUUUAGAUUAUUGCAAUUUUUUCAAUCAGUUGUCAUGAAAAUAUUCUUUGUAAAAUCUUUCCAAAAUGGUAGUUUUAUAUGAGUGUACUUAAGUGCACACAUACAUUCUGAUGCAUAAAUUUGUUAUUUAUUCCUAUUAAUCUUUCUUAUAACUUUAUUAUUAUUAUUGUAAUGGAAAGUAUUAGAAUCUAUUCUUUUUUACUUCUGUAAACUUUCUGAGAUAGACUACAGCUAAUCAGUUGGAUAUUUUUUAUUUUUCUGUAAUUUGUUCCUCACCCUGUGAAUGCCAUAUUUACUUCUGUUGCAUCAUUUACACUCUAACUGCAUCCUUACAGAAUUAUAAAUGAAUUUCUUUUCUAUAUUGCUGGUGAUAAUGUACAUUUGUAUGUCUAUACUGAAACAUCGGUAUGAAAUUUAAAGAUUUAUCAAAGCUAAGAAAUAUUAAUAUUGACAUGGAAAAGCAUGCAAUUUUUUCUAAAUAUAAAAUGAAAAAGACAAAUUUUGAAAAGAAUAUGUUUGUGAUAUAACAUUUACAGUGAAGAAUUUGGCAGAACUAAAUCUGACCACAUUUCUUCUACCUUAAAAUGUCGUGAUAUAAUGAAUGAAAGGAAAAAAAUAUAAAUAUUAAGUUGUUUUUUUUUUUUCUUCCUUUUGGUGGUGGGAUAUGUGUGUAUAUGUAUGUGUGUGUGCUUGUGUGUGUGUUUUUAUAGAUUUGAGUAUUAUUACAGAGAUUCUAUUGGCAAACUUAUUGAUAUUACCAGGUUGUGGGUGGUUAGAAUAGCCAUUUUUGUUAUUUUUUGCAUUAUUCUCUUGUUCUUAUUUUUGUUCAGUAACUUUAACCAAUUUUGGCUAACUAAUUUUUUAACUUAAUGAUCAUGUUCAAAAUAUAUUUCAUCUCUUGCAAUCAAUUAAUGACAGCUACUGUAACAUUGAACAUUUACAAAAUAACUAUUUAAAGUUAGAUUUUAUAAUCAUUAUAAUUGAGUUAAAUUUAGUAAUUUCUCUCUCUAUCUCUCUCUUCUCUUUCUUCCUCUCCCCACCCCCAAAGCUUGGCUAUGAAGUUAAAGUAAAAAAAAAAAAAUUUUGAACUUUUUUAAAUGCAAUGUUUUUAUUUUAAUCCUGUGAUGCCAACAGCAGAGUAUGGUACUGUUGUGAAAAAAAUUUAUAUAUUUUUCUUUCUGUCUGAUAAAAAUCCUUUUAAACACAUUCUCAAUCAACGGAAAGGAUUAAGUAUUGAGUACUCUCUCAAUCUUUUCCCUUCCAUUCUCCUCCUCUGGGAACAGAAUUUCACAAGUUGCUGCAGAUUUUAUUUGAGACAAUUUAAAUUAACUUUGGAUUAUUAUUUAUUGUUUAAACAAUAAAAUAAUUAGGUUAAAAUAUGAUUACAUUUUAUUGCAGAUAUAUCUUUAGAUUAACCACUUUCAACUCUGAAACUUAGAAAUUCUUGUUUUUCACCUAUUUUCCUGUUAUUUGUAUAUAGUCUGUGUUGCUGUUAUUUAUUAUUUAUUUAUUUAUUUGAAACAGCUAGAAUUUUAAUUGCUUCUACAGGUAAAUGCUGCUGGAAUGCAAUUGCAAAUUUUAAGAAAUAGUUAUUUCAUUGCUGAGAAUUUUAUUUCUGUCAACUUAUAUUUCAUUUUUGUUUGCUGAUAAAGAUUCCUUUUUUUUUUGAAACCUCAAAUUAACCCUCUUUCAUCUUGUCCAUAUUUUCAAGCCAUUUGAAGUUAUGCUUCUUUGUUCAUUGUCUUCAAUGGAAAAGUCAUUUUUAUAUCAAAAAUUUUAACAUACAAAUCCAAUUAUUAAACUGAAGAGCUUUUUUUUAAAAAUUUAUCAACCUUAUUUUAAUUUUUUCUACACUUUCAAGCAAAAUGCAGUCAUGUUUCAUUUGUAGAGUAUUAAUAAUUUGACUGCUUUGAGCUGUUCAAAUUUAAUCUUAGAUAAAACAGUUUCAUUCUUUAUCAGAUUCUACAAAAGUUUCAAACUUAGGUUUUUUUUACAAAUUUAGUUAUUUCUUUUCUGUAUGCUUUUCCAAUUUUCAGAAAUAUGUGAUAACCUGAAUAUUUGAUUCCCGUUUAGCUUUUUAAUGCUUCAUGCAUUAAAUAUGUUAAUUAUCAACUUAUGUAAUAUAUGAAUGCAAGUUGAAUCACUUUAGUUUGACUACUUUUGAGUUUUCCUGAUCCUUUACAGAUAUUUCUAUCAAACUUCAAAGGUUGCUGAUAAAAGGAAAUAUGUAAAAGAAACCAAUGAGGCAUUUGUUUUGUCUAUUAUUAAGUUCAUCCAGCACACAUAUCAAAUAAAUUUGAUUUUUUUUUUCUUUUCUUUGACUUUAGUUACCAAUUUAUGUUCUAGAUUGAAAUUCUUACCCUUAUCAAUAAAUCGAAAUUGUUCAGAAAGAGGAAGAAAUAGGAUUGAGAUGAUGCAAAAGUAACUCAACCUCAAAAAACUGCAGUGAUUGUAAUAGUAUUGCUGUUAGUAGUUAUCCAUAUUCUGCUGGGAAUUUUUCUUCUUAUCAUGAAUACAACUCUACUAUAAAUACUAUUACUGCAACUACUACUACCACUCCUCCUCCUACUACUACUAUCACCACCACCACUACUACUACUACAACUACUACUAUUACAACUACUUGGUAUAUAUCAGAUGUAAUAUUGUUGAAACUGUUUAUCAAUGUUUUUCUCUGUGCUAGAUGAUUGGUUUAUUGAGUGAUUGAUUAAAUUUACCAAUAACCUAUGUCUAACUCAAAUUAAAUUAUUGUACAGUUCCCUUGUACAGCUUUGUCCUUGUCCUGUACAGCAUAUAAAAAUCUUACAAACA